Messenger RNA from Coregonus clupeaformis (lake whitefish), 3726 nucleotides. RefSeq names its product hyaluronan-mediated motility receptor (RHAMM) (gene hmmr). The coding region runs from base 134 to 3226 and encodes 1030 amino acids. Gene Ontology annotation, cellular component: membrane. Lineage: Eukaryota; Metazoa; Chordata; Actinopteri; Salmoniformes; Salmonidae. The transcript has 20 exons. The record is from RefSeq and is a predicted model, not a curated record. Gene Ontology annotation, molecular function: hyaluronic acid binding.
UUCAGUGGGGCACCGUUUGUGUUGUUACUGGUGUUUUGAAUUUGAAGCAGAGCGUUAGAACGCUUCGUGGCUUGCUAUAACGUUUAAACUAGCUACUGAUUUUCUAGUGAACUAUUUCGUCCGAACUUAAGCCAUGUCUUUUUCAAGAGCUCCAGUGAAACGAUUUAAUGAAAAUAUCGGCUGCGCCCCAGCACCGGGCACCUACGAGCUGAAACCAGGAGAGGUGAAGGGACCUGCCUCUUUCCACCGGUCAGAGCGCUUCAAACUGCUCAAGGCCAGUGGUGCUCCCUGCAUCCCACCACCAUCUCCUUCUAAAGAUGUGCCCAUGUCGCCUGUGCGUAGGACCAUGUCUGUGGAUGGCCUGGUUGAUGGGUCGAUGUCAAAGAAAGACAAGAGUGGCCUAUCGAUGCAGAUGAAACAGCAGAAACUCCUGGAGAAAGAGAUCCGCUCCCUGGUGCAGCAGCGCGGGGAGCAGGACAGGCGCCUGGUAACCCUUGAGGAGGAGCUGAGGAAGGUGGAGGCAAAGCUGUUGUCUGCGGUCCGGGAGAAGACUGGUCUGGCAGCUAACGUCACCACCCUGGAGAGACAGCUGGCUGAGCUCAAGAAGACCAACGAGUUCCUCAAGAACAAGGUUUCUGCAGACACCACUAAGAAGAGGAUCCAGUCUCUGUCUAUGGAGCUGAUGGAGGCCAGAAACAAAUUGGACGUCAAUGACAAGGAGCUGAGUUUCCUCCAGAUCACUACAGAGGGCCAGGUGAAGUUGCUGGAGACAGACCUGGAGGCAGCCAGAGCUACACUCACUGCCCUGACUGAGAGGAACAAGGACCUGGAGGACCUCCACCACGACACAAAAGUCCAGAACGAGGAGCUGGAGAAUGAGAUGGAUACGCUGCAAGCUGUGAUUCAGGAGCUGAGAGAGGAGAUCAAUGUUCUUCAGGGUUACCUGGACACAGCCAACGAUCACACCCAGGAUCUGCGUAUGAAGCUUCGUGGGAAGACAGAUAUGAUGAACAGCAUCUCUGAGUCUCAGCAGGAGAAACUGGGCCAUCUUGAGCAGAAACUUGAGCAGUGUACCGCAGAGCUCCAAAACUCUCAGAACACUCUCCGUCAGAAGGAGGAGGAGUCCGAGAAAGGUCAACAGGACCUGCAGGCUUCCCGGGAUGCUUUGCAGGAGACUGAGAAGCUUCUGGAGCGGCGAGAGGCGGAGCUGACGUCUUCCCAGAGGGCAUUGGGAGAGAUAGAGGUGCAGAUGCAGCGGGCCAACCAAGAAGUGUCUGACUCACAGAGUGCACUGCAGCAGCAAGAGGCGGAGCUAGUGCGGCUGAGGGAGGUGCUGAGGAGGACCGGGGAUGAGCUGGAUGAGAGAGUAGCUCACCUGGAAGAGAAGUGCAAGGUCCUGGAGGAGGAGAGAGAUAGGAGCCAGGAGGAGGGCCAGGGGAGAGUGGAGGAGCUGAAGGCAGAGCUGAGCCUCCUGCAGGAGAACAGGAGGAGUGAGAAGGAGGUGCAGGAGCAACUAGAGCAGACACACAUCUCCCUGGCUGAGGAGCUGAAGAAGGAAAAGGAGCAUGCAGCCUCCCUGGCCUCGGUGCUGGAAAGGGAGAGGGAAGAGACAGAGGAGGAGAGGAAACAGUUGGAGGAUGAGUUGGAGGAGGCUCUAGGGGAGCUGUCGGUUCUGGAGUUGCAGGAAGAGAGGAGGGAGGAGGAGGAGAAGAGGAGAGAGGAGGCCCUACAGCGUCUCCAGCAGGAGAAGACUGAGAUGGAGAGAGAGCUGACUGAGACCAGAGCACUGCUAGACAGGAGGAGCAGUGAUGUGGACGAGGUGCACUCUGCUGCCUUGAGGAGGCUGCAGGAGGAACACACCACCUCCCUCAGCAAGAUAGGAGACAUGGCCACUGAACUGGAGAGCACCAGACAGGCCCUGAAGGGAGCAGAGGAGAGGGGUAUAAAGCUGGAGGAGGAGGUGGAGAGGGUGACUAAGCAGAUGAAAGAGGAGGUGAAGAGAGUGAAUCAACAUAAGGAGGAGGAGGUGAAGAAAGUGAGGGAGGAGAUGGAGGAGGAGCAGGAGAAACAUCUAGCUGACCAGCAGGCUCAGGAGAAAGCCAGAGAGGAGUAUGCAAGAAUGCUGUUGGAGGUACAGACUCGUCUAGCUCAGAGAGAUGAGGAGAUGAAGAGGGCUGAGGAGGAGGUGCAGCGACAGCUGCAGGAGGAGAGGAUGGAGAAAGAGGAGGUACAAAGGCUACUGGAGCAGGAGAAAGGAGAGAGGGAGGCGCAGAGGAGAGACUUGAAGCAAUGGAUGUCAGAGGAGGUGGGGAGGCUAGAGAGACGGGUGGAGGUGGUAGAGGAGGAGAAGCUAGCUCUUCAGUGCUUGGUAGGGGAGGUGGAGAAGGAGAAACUGAGCCUUCACAACCAGUUGGAGAAGAUGGAGGACCAGGUAAAGAAAAAUCUGCCCUGUCUAGAGAACCAAAUGGAGGUAGAGAAAGAGAGGGAUGAUCUGAAAACAGUAGUGGAGAUGUUUGAAAUAGACAAACGGGGCCUUCAGGACCAGGUAGGACUAAUACACAACCGUCUGGAGAAGGCCGAAGAACAGAGAGCGAGUCUCCAGAGCCAGGUAGAACUGAUGGAAGAGAAGGUUUCUCUUCAGAGCCAGGUGGACCCAGUUGUCCAGGAGAAGGUUUCUCUCCAGAGCCAGGUGGACCCAGUUGUCCAGGAGAAGGUUUCUCUCCAGAGCCAGGUGGAUGUGGUGGUCCAGGAGAAGGUGACUCUCCAGUGGGAGAUGGAGGAACAGAGAAGAGACUUCCAGAGACAGCUGGUGGAGACUCAGGACAAGAGUGAUGCAGAGACAGAACACUGGAGGAGACAGUACCAGGAGCUCUACACUAAGGUCAAGCCCUUCCAGGAGCAGUUGAAUGGGUUUGCUGCGGAGCGGGAUGCACUACUGAACGAGAACGGGGCGAACCAGGAGGAGCUGACCCGGCUAGCGGACGCCUACGCUCGUCUGCUGGGCCACCAGAACCAGAAACAGAAGAUCAGACACGUGGUGAAGCUCAAAGAUGAGAACGUCUCCCUCAAACAGGAGCUGUCUAAGCUGCGUGCCCAGAUGUCCCGUCAGAAGAAGGGAGGCCAGCCCCAACGCAGGGUUGACCCCAGCAAAGCCUUCAACCACCAGGACAGCAAGGAGAACCAGCAGCCUGCUGCCACACCUCUCAGACAGGGAAACCGCUGUUGAAAGUUAGACAAUGGACAGAGACACUAGUAGACGGCACCAACUGCCCUGGAUGAACAGGACUAAUUGUAUUGAGUCAAGAGGAUGUCAUGGUCUUGCGUAUAUUUAUUUCUCAUUUUAAACCAGAUGUUCUGAAAAGCUACUAGAUGGAUUUAUAAUGGGGGGUUGUAACCCUGCAUAUGUUUUAGGAGAGCCAUCAGAACCAACGUGUGAAUUAUGUCCGUUUCAGCAUGAAACAUGCCCCUUUCUUUUUCUACAUAAGCAUUCAUAUUAAGCACAAAAUAAAUGUUUUGUUUGUUCAUAACAUACAGUUUUGCAUAAUGCAAAUAUGUUUUAGCUCUAUACAUUUUAACAUUACUUUUUCUUUUUGUCUAAUAAACAUUUGUGGUCAUCUUGUUUCCAGAGGAUGGGAAUGUAACUUCUCUUUUUGACUGUUUUAACUUUCUUCCAAAAUACUGACUCUCUUGUAAAUUUAAGCUCCAAAUGUUUGCUAUUUUCCUUCA